Molecule: messenger RNA, 5285 nt
Organism: Trichogramma pretiosum
Lineage: Eukaryota; Metazoa; Arthropoda; Insecta; Hymenoptera; Trichogrammatidae
Gene: CrebA
Product: cyclic AMP response element-binding protein A
Exons: 6
Coding region: 1444-2832 (462 amino acids)
Biological process (GO): regulation of transcription by RNA polymerase II
Molecular function (GO): cAMP response element binding; DNA-binding transcription factor activity, RNA polymerase II-specific
Source: RefSeq, a predicted model, not a curated record
GAUAGCACGUGCGCUUGGGAGACGACGACAACGACGACUGUAAUAGAUAUACAUACGCAUACAACCAAAAGUUCACCAUAUAUAUAAUAACCGACGACUGGACGUUUACACGACUGAAUAAUAACAACAAUAAUAAAUUUAAAUAAUAACAACAAAAACCGACGCUACACGCACAUCGGGCAUACCGACACACUGAAACAAACACACAAACACACACUUAUAUUCGAGCUUAUCGCAACAGCAGCCUAUAAGCGGCAAUCGUGCGAAUCGCUAACAUUAAUACACACACACAUACACACACAUUUCUCUCUCGCGCCGAACCAACACACACAGAAGUCCGCGAAAGCUGAGAGACGCGCGCGCAUGUGUUGUCCUCGUGCUGCUCCGCACACUCGCUCCUAACUAAACUAACAUAUUAUUUACAAUACAAGCGACAAAGCGACGGCUAUCCUGCAGUAUCGGUGCAUUAUUACACGCGUGUGUCGACUGACUCCGUGUGUACGUGUGUCGUGCGUGUCCGCCUUAUCACAUCGGUGCGAUCAUCUGCAUCCUGCAGCAGCAGCCGUUUAGCCCACUGUGUGUACCGCGCGUGUGUGUGUGUGCGUAUUAUAAUUGAGUCACCGGUGCCUCGCGUGUGUUCGAAUGAUAUACACACGUUACGAAAUAAACAUUGUGACUGAUCUAUGAAAUUGUGUUGGUGCUACUACAUCGGAGUAUCUCGACAACUGCAGUAAUAAAAAAAGGUGCAGAAUACUGUACACGAUCACGGGCGCGGGCAACCCACACACACUCGCGAGUCACACCAACGAAUACCUCUCUACUACCAGUCGCCGCUCGCGCGCGUGCACAGUGCAGCGCAGCAGCGAUUCGCAUUCGCUCGCUUUUAACCUAUGCUCCGAGGCGGCGAAGCUCCCUCGGCUGCAGCAGCGGCGACGAGCCAUAUGUAAGUCGAGUGCGCCAGCGAGCCAGACGACUGCAGCAGCAGCAGCAACGAAGACACGUUAUAAUACGGACAGACAGACUGCAGACGCGGGUCGAGCUAGCUGCUGGGGCCUUCGCUUUUCUCUCAAGUGUAACAUAUUGUUUUUUUGUGCUUCGAAUUUGUUGUCUGCCGCUGGCAGCCCCCGAAUCGAAUUGGUUCGGCGUUGGUUCGUUCUCGACGCUACGGUCAUGCUGCUUCCUCGUCGCCGCUAAGCGUGCCCGGUGUUUAGCUUGCGAUCUCAUCUGGACAACGACGAUGAUUCCGUUGACCGACCUGUGAGAGAGGGUGUAUCACGAGCAAGACGCAUACACGGCUGAUAACAAUACAACCCACGUUUAUGUUUUGGCUAUAGCGGCAACGGUACACACCAAUAGGACAGAAAAUCUCUUGGUGACCAGAAUCAUCGUAGUGCUUCGUUCAGUGUUGUUUAAGUUCGUGUUAUUGAUUUGUUUUUCAACACCAUGAACGACGAGUUUGAAAAUCCACAAUGGAGCAAUAUGGAACUCCUGCCAGAAAAUUUAGAUAAUUUAGAAAAUUUAGGCGAUAUGGGCUUCAACAACUUGGACGAGCUGUAUCCGGACAUGCAGUGGUUCCAAGAUGAGGACAACAAGAGCGUCGUGAUCAAGGACAAAUUAAUGACGGACGCUGCGUUCGUGGGCGAGAAGCAGACCAAGAGCGAACACAACUACUGCUCCACGAGGACGAGCGACGAGGGUCCGAAGGCUACCGCGUCGUCGUCGUCUGCGUCGUCGUCGUCUACGAUACCGCCGUCGAUGCCAAACCUGCCGACCCUCGUGGCGAGCGUGCCCCAGCUCAACGGUUCGGAGGUCUUCAUUCAUCAAAACGCCCACAUACUCGGCAAUCUCGACGUUAUAGAUAUGGAAUUCCCGAUCCAGAUAGACGCCACGACGUUCAGCGCGGAAUCGUCGAGUUCGCACAAUGCGCGAGUCAAGGUGGAGCCUCUGAGCGCGCCGUCCAGUCCUCAGCAGAGCAGCAGCUGUGGCAGUAUCAGUCUACAGAAGAGAACGCGAAAGUCCAGUAUUAGCAACAGCGAGGAGCGCGCCGAGUCGAUAGCGAGAUCGAAGGAGUCGAAGAAAAUCAGAAUCUCGCACGUCGGCUCCAUCGAACAGAUUCUGCAGCAACAGCAGCAACAACAGCAACAACAGCAGCAGCAACAACAGCAGCAGCAGCAGCAACAGCAGCAACAGCAAGAUCCACCCACGCCGCCUAGCUGCUACGGUUCCGGUGGUUCCGACGACGGAUCCGACGAGAAUGUCUCGGCCCAUCUGAGGCCCGGCUUCCACGCCGUCAGAGUACUGCCCGAAUCGAUGGAGGACGACAAAGAGGCCAUCCAGGCGCUGGUGCGAUCGUUUCCCGACUCCAUGGAGAUGAUGUCGGCGGCGUCCGGUGACGCUUCCGACGACUACUACGAGGAGGAGGAUAUCAAACCUUUUAUUAAUUCCUUGGGCGGUGUCAGCACGUCGUCGAGGCAGCCGAUCACCACGAAUCUCAUCUCCAGUCAGCCGAAGGGAUCUACGGGUGUUCUCGUACUGACGGAAGAAGAGAUCAGAACGCUGGAAUCCGAGGGUAUACCCGUUCCAACGUCUCUACCGUUGUCAAAACAAGAAGAAAAACAUCUCAAAAAAAUUAGGAGGAAAAUCAAAAACAAGAUCUCCGCGCAAGAAUCCAGAAGGAAGAAGAAAGAAUAUCUCGACCAGCUUGAAUUGAAGGUGAAAACUCUCGAAGAGAGGAAUUCCAUGUACGAAUCCAAGGUGCUGGAGCUUGAGACGAGAAAUGAAAUACUGGCGGCCAGGCUGCAGGAAAUAGAAGCAGAGAAACUGAAAACUUAGAUGACGUAGUAAUUACUUAGCGGAUUAAAAAAAUGCGCGUCUCGUAGAAUUCCUUAGCUUAGAAAACAAAGGGAUAAAAUUCAAGUUUUUUUUAUAAAUCAGAUGAAGCUAUUCAUGAAGACAGUCAACUAAAUAUCUCAGUUGGUCAAUAUACCUUGAGUUAUAUUCCAGCUUUUUGAUACGUACAAAAAUGGUGGGAAAUGAAAAAGUUAAUUUUUCAGUUCGUACCUACCGGUAUAUAAAAUGAAUUUAAAAGUAGUCUUAUAAUUGUACAUAUUCGCAUAUAGUAAGAUAAGAAAUACUAUUAGGGUACAUUGUCCAGUAGAUAAACGACCAUCAAGAAAUAAAUGAUUCGUCAUUUACUUAAAUCUUUCACCAUAUUCAUAAUAUUAUACAUAUUUUACAUAUGGUAAACAUUUGAAUGAAAAAUUGUCCAUUGACUGGGCAGUUGACCGCGUUCUACAUUAGACAAUAUUUUUAUAGUUUAUAUAUUUUAAGGUGUCGGCAAUUGAUAGAAAGCUUGAAAAUCUAAGAUCUGCGGGAAUAAUCAACGGAAAGAUUUGCAAUCGUCUUUUCCAUUUCGCACUUAAAUAUUUACGAUUAUUUAUCAUAAGGGUAGACACAAAUGCCUCAUCAUAUUUACGAUACACUUGUAAUAUAUUUUUUUCUUACAACUUUUAUUGUGCCUACAAUGAUCCAUAAUUGUUUUAGAUUUUCAUGCAACUUUGUUUGGAAAUAUCCAAAUAAUUGCUUCGACUAUAUCGUAAUUAUUAAAAUGUUCUUGAAUGAUUGUUUAAAGAGCAGUACUAAUUGCUAAUGAUGUGAUAUAAAAUUCAAUUAACUGUAUAUCUAGAAAAGCCCCAAAGUCAGUAUGAAAAAAGGACUUGCAAGCGCUCUUCUAAUUCAUGUUAUAAAGACAAACUACUUGUCUGCUUCAAGUUUGUUUAUAAUUGUUCAUUUUCAUGCUAGCUUCGACAUGUUUUAAAGGGAUUUUAUGUAAAUCUUAGAAAGAACUUUCAAGAGAAUCCGGAAACCAGCCCAAAAUUCAAAUUUACAAAUAAGUUUACUGAAAUUUCUUCUGAAUAUUUCUCGAAAAAAAAUAUUUAGUAGUAGUUCCAGAAAUCUUAUUUAAAAAUUUGAAUUAUGUUUUUCGUAUUCCGUUAAUGCGUUAAUCAUUAACAUAUUUGAAACGAUAUGAGAUUAGAUUGACGUGAAAAACCAAAGCAUAGUCUGAUUUGCCUCAUGCAAAUUUAUAUAGUGAUGUCUAAAAUCUCAUUCACAAGAACUAGGAAAAAAAACGACAUCGAAACUGCAUCGUUCAUAACUGACCGUUCAUGAUACUAAUUAUUCACUUUAAAUAAACGAGUAUACAUAUCUUGCUUGAAACUUAGCAAAAUUAUUUGCAAUACGUUACCAUCUAUUAAGCAUUUGUUGCGGUGUAUUAUUUUCAAGCAACAACAAAAGGUGCCUUCGCUCAUGGCUAAUUUUGUACGUUCAAUGUAUCUUAAUGGUCGUGAGCUCUUGCCGGAGUUUGAUGAAGCUAAGCUAUUAGAUACAUUGCAAUUGUAACAAUUGAAACGUAACUAUCUACUGCAUCCCCAAAGAGAAUAAAGCCCUCUGCACGUUAUUUUAUUAGCAUGCGAAUUAUACUGUAUUUAAUAUUGUAAAACAUAAUGUUACAAUGUCAUUUUCGACGGACUUACUAGUAUAACAAUUUGAAACGAUGCUGGUACACAAUUUUCAAUUCUCUUUGUUAUACAAUAAUUUAAAGAUUUAAUACAAUUUAUAGCAUAGUUGAAAGAAAAACAUUCCUAACUUAAGAAUAUGGAUGAAUUGUUUUGAGUAUCACAUUGCGAAAAACUAUUACAAUCAAGAUCUUUGAACUUUUAUCAGUGCAAUUGUUAAAAUUGAUUGAGCAUUUAUAUUUAAGAUUGAAGUAAAUUUAAACUUCAGAACUGUAUACACCCGCGAUGCAUAGCUAAAUUAACGUCGGGAUAUGUGCAAGUGAAUGAAUGGAGUAUUAGGAAGUCAUGCGUGAAAGUAUGGAUUUACAAUGUACAUUGAAUUAUAGAGCACAAUUAUUAUUACAUGGAUUUUGUAAAUCUUUAUGAAGUACUUUCGACUUCCCAAUAGUGACUGAAUGUAGUCAUCUAUUACUGAUUUUGGUAUUUUUAAAAUAAUUUUUAGUUAAAAUGUGAUCGAAUACAAUGAGACUCGAAAUGUUAACGAAAGUAGAGUUUUUGUUUUUAAUUAUUCGACACACAACGUUCAUAAUAAUUGUAAAGAAGCUUUGAAUGGUCAUGGCGUGCUUGAUAGAAAUAUUCAAUAUAUAUGUACAGAUAUAUUUUUAACAGAGUGUAACUGGACGCCUUUUUUCAAAGAAAUCAUAGUAUGCUAACUGACAGCUCUUAGAAGUGAUUAUGAAAUUAAUCAGAUAAUGAAAUUAGACCAAC